Molecule: messenger RNA, 1443 nt
Organism: Aureobasidium melanogenum CBS 110374
Lineage: Eukaryota; Fungi; Ascomycota; Dothideomycetes; Dothideales; Saccotheciaceae
Exons: 1
Coding region: 1-1443 (480 amino acids)
Source: RefSeq, a predicted model, not a curated record
AUGCGUUCUUACAUCGCCGCUGUUGCCUUGGCAGCUCUUGCUCAGGCCCAGGACCUUGACAUGGAUGCCAUCGCCCAGUUGACUCCGGUCCCUGAUGUUACCAUCCCUGUUGUCUACGCUACUGCCCCUACCACCACUGCCACUGCCACAACUCUCUCUUACACCAGCGAAGAUUCAGCUGCUGCUGUGAGCUCGGCUCUGGCUGCCGACCCUUCGGACUCGUUCCCUCUCGACUCUGCUCUUGCCAAGCGUGCCACUUCUACCUCCUGCCAGGUCCAACCUACCGGCGUUUCUCUUGGACCCCAGUCUACUGACGACUCUCCCUCUGCUUUCUUGGCAUACCCUUCUUUCUCGGCCACCGCCGUCGCAGCAGCAUCUUCUUCUGCUGUUCCUAGCGGCUACGUCAGCACCUUCAGCAAUCUGCAGGCUAGCAACAACGCUUAUGGCUACAUGGGCUACACUUUGCUCACCGAUUACGACACUCAGAAGUGCGCAGACAAGUGCACCAAGAUCAACGGAUGCCAGGCAUUCAACAUAUACUACGAACGUGACCCUAGUGUCAACCCUGACUCCGACAGCUGCAACAACCCUCCAAGCACAACCAACAUCAAGUGUGUCUUCUGGUCAGGACCUGUCACCCCUGACAAUGCCAACAACGCUGGUCAAUGGCGCAACAAGUUCCAGGUUGUGAUUGCUGGAUCCAACGGAUAUGUCAACCAGUCCAUCGCCACCCCUGUCGGCUACAAAGCUGGUGUCUACCUUGGCAAUGCUGCUAUCAACGCUCCUCUUGACUGCACUGGUGAUGAUUCCUUCCUUGGCUCGAGAUUCCUCGGCAAUGGCGUCUUUGAUGCCAACCUCUGCGCAGUUGCUUGCAACGAGCAGGCCAGCUAUGCUAUCCAGCACCCUCCCGCCGACGGCUCGUUCAACAAGGUCUGCACCUUCUUCAACACCUACAUUCUGUACAAGAACGGCCAGCCUCUCCAGCAAUCCUGCGCUCUGUACGACCAGACCUGGUCCCAGUCAUACGCCAAGAACACCGGUUACUACUACGGCUCUGACCACUACACCAUUGGUUUCUCGUACACCUUCUCCAACGCAACCAACGGUGGCCAGCCCAGAUACCCUUGCAAUGUCGCUUCUGCCAAGUCUGCCAUUGUUUCUGCUUCUCUCCAGCCUUACUGCUCUUCGCUCCUGGGCUUCAACGCUGCUAGCGCUACUCAGACCGUCACUGUCACCCCUACCGUCAAGGCAACUACCUUCACCACCGUUGGUGCUGCUGUCAAGCGUGACGCUACCUCCACCCCUUCUGCUCUCCAGAAGUACCCUGCUUCGGUCAUCACUUCUGCUUGCGGUCUGGCUGCUACUUCGGUCUCGGUCAUCACCACCACUGCUACCGCUGCUGCCACUACUGUUUACAUCGCCACCUCGACUGUUUCUCAGUAA